GAAUGGGAUUGAAGUAUUGUGUCUUAUGUCCUUAAUUAAAAUUGAUAAAGACGGCAAGCUACGAUGCAUAAUCAAUUGAGAGAUUUUGGAAGGGAAAUUGUUCGUCUAGAAAAUCAAAAGGAGCCUCAAGGCCGUAGCAGAUUAUGGAUUUAUGAGGAAGCCAUCAAGGUGCUUGACAACAACAAGGGCACUGGUAAGAUUGAAGCCCUUCGUCUAGACAAAUUUGGUUGUAGAAGAAGCUACACAGGUGAACUAUUUAAAGAACUGACCCAUUUGAGGUUCCUUCAAGUGAACACUGCGAAUCUUGUUGGAGAUUUCCUGAACUUGCUUCCUCAAUUAAGAUGGCUUCAAUGGGAGGAUUGUCCCUUGAAUUUCACAGCGGCCAACUUUCAUCUGAAGAAAUUAGUUGUGCUGGAUCUGUCGUGGAGUGGGAUUUCGGAGGAUUGGGGAGGUUGGGGUCCACUCAAGAUGGCAGCCCAGCUCAAAGUUCUCAACCUUCCGAAUUGUCGAUCUAUGAGAAGAACUCCUGAUUUGUCUGCUUUCAAAAGCUUAGAGAUCUUUUCACUGGAAGGAUGUUGGCAUCUACAAGAGGUUCAUCCUUCUAUUGGUGACAUCAAGACCCUUGUCUCCUUGAAUGUCAAGAGUUGUAAGAGAUUGGAGGCUACCGGCUUACCCAAAUCCAUUGGUUCUUUGAAGGAGCUCAAGACUCUUGAUGCCUCUAAUUGUGCAUCCUUAGCCUACAUAUCCAGCUCCAUAGGCCAUCUAGCAUCUUUGCAGUGCUUGUUAUUAUGGGGAUGCUCCUCGCGGAGAGAAAUUCCCGAUUCGAUCGGAAAGUUGGAAUCAUUGGCCGAACUACAUUUAGCGAGGACAGCAAUUGCGGAAUUACCUAAAAGCAUUGGGAAUCUGCAGAACUUAAGGAUCUUGGACAUUUGUCGAAGUCACAUAACAGAAUUGCCUGGUGCCAUCAGAAUGUUGACGAAACUCCGAGAGUUGAGAGCUUCAGGAUGCAAAAAUCUGGAAGGACUACCUAAUAAUAUGGGCGAACUGAUUUCGCUAAAUAAGCUUAAUUUAGGGAAGUCGGGCAUUACAAGCUUUGCCAGAAAGCAUUUCUAA
Molecule: messenger RNA, 1113 nt
Organism: Eucalyptus grandis
Lineage: Eukaryota; Viridiplantae; Streptophyta; Magnoliopsida; Myrtales; Myrtaceae
Product: disease resistance protein RUN1-like
Exons: 4
Coding region: 64-1113 (349 amino acids)
Molecular function (GO): protein binding
Source: RefSeq, a predicted model, not a curated record